This is a messenger RNA of Wasmannia auropunctata (little fire ant), 2125 nucleotides long. RefSeq names its product solute carrier family 35 member E2-like. Gene Ontology annotation, cellular component: Golgi apparatus. NCBI's taxonomy places the organism in Eukaryota, Metazoa, Arthropoda, Insecta, Hymenoptera, Formicidae. Gene Ontology annotation, molecular function: antiporter activity. Bases 379 to 1494 code for a protein of 371 amino acids. The record is from RefSeq and is a predicted model, not a curated record. The transcript has 5 exons.
GCAGGAUUCGCAGGGAAGUAAUACUGGCCGAUGCAUGCGAGGGGUGGACAUCCGUGAAAAAAAGAAGAAAACAAUAAGGAAUUAGAUAUUAGAGUCGGCUGUCAUGCGAGAACGGGCGCAACGGCGAGCGCCGGUCGUGCGCGACCGGUUCGGCGGCCGAUCGCCGACCCGCGGCGCGCUCCGAUUUUGAUCGGCGUGACUGUCAACCUAACCUAACCUAAUCCUAACCUCUCCGCGCGAGAGCGCCAAGGGCGGAAAAAGUUUCUCCAGGCAGCGUGAAAAAUGUGAUUUCUCGCGCUCACGCGACCCGCCGCGAGUCUCGCGUUUACCGCGUGGACACCGGGGAGAGAGGAAGAAGGGCGAGCGCGCGGACGAGCGAUGGAGAACUACUCCGUGCGCAUCAAUUAUCCGCAGGCCACCCGUGGCGAUGGCGAGACCGAGCCGCCCGCGUUCCUCGACGGCCAGCCGAAGCAGCACGCGGAGGCGCACGCCAGCAGGAAGCGGGAGGAUGUGAUCGUCCUGACGAGCGACACGAAGGGCGGCCUGUUCAAUCCCCGUGCCCUCCUCUUUCUCACCCUGUGGUACGUCUUCAGCGGGUGCACGCUGUUUCUAAACAAAUACAUACUGUCCUACAUGGAGGGCGACCCCACGAUCCUGGGUGCUUGCCAAAUGUUGAUGACCGCGAUAUGCGGACUGAUACAGAUGUACUUUCCCUGCGGUAUGUACAAAGCCAGUCCAAGAUUGAUGAGACCACCGGGAUUUUACAAGCACAUGACACUGGUAGGCUGCACGAGGUUCGCCACGGUGGUCUUAGGUCUAGUAUCAUUGAAUUAUGUAGCUGUAAGUUUCACCGAAACCAUAAAAAGUAGCGCACCUCUUUUCACCGUCCUCAUCAGCAGGUAUUUAUUAGGGGAACAUACAGGAUUAUAUGUAAAUCUAUCGUUGAUACCUGUAAUGGGUGGAUUGGCACUGUGUUCCAUCAAUGAAAUCAGUUUCGAUCUUAGAGGGUUCAUCGCCGCUAUGGCCACAAACGUAACGGAAUGUUUGCAGAACGUCUACUCGAAGAUGUUGAUCAGCGGUGACAAUUUUAAAUAUACACCAGCGGAAUUACAAUUUUAUACCAGCCUAGCGUCAAUUGUCGUACAAAUACCGGUGUCGAUACUGUUGGUCGAUCUACCUACCCUGGAGCAUUCCCUGAGUUUUAAGUUAUUCGCGGCAUUCCUUCUUAACGGAGUAUUCUUCCAUUUUCAAAGUAUUACCGCUUACGUACUUAUGGACUAUAUCAGUCCCGUGACACACAGUGUUGCCAAUACCGCAAAGAGAGCCUUCCUGAUAUGGCUCUCCGUUCUAUUGUUUAACAAUCCCGUGACGGGACUGUCGGCGCUCGGCACCUCCUGCGUCAUAGUGGGGGUGCUGCUGUACAAUCGGGCGCAGGAAUACGACAGGAUAAACAGAACGAAGUUACGAUAUUCGUCGAAGAUCAAUUUGCAAUAGGACAAUUUUCCAGUCUCUGCAAAAGAUUUCACGGGUGUGUUACGGGAGGAGAAACAUGUGUCCGCUGCACCAAACGUUAUUGCAUUGGUAGUACAAAAUGAUACCCAGUUUCUUGUACAGUGUUCUGUUCGAUGGAGACGUAAGUCAGUAAAUAUUUUUAAGAUUCAGACGAGGGGCAAUCGAUGGAAAAUACCUUUUUCAAGCUUAAUGAUUGUCAGGAAAUUUUUGUGAUCCAUUAAGAGCAAUUAGUUUUUUUUUCUUCGUUCGCAAUCUGUAAUAUAUAACGUUAGUAAUUAAAAUAUCACUAUGAAGUAUAAAGUUUUUUUUUCUUCGUUCGCAAUUUGUAAUAUAUAACGUUAGUAAUUAAAAUAUCACUAUAAAGUACAAUUUAUAGUAUGACGUAUAAUUUAUAUAAUUUAUAUUUCUGAUCUUGAAACUACAUUUAUUUGUACGUUCUUACGAAUUUACAAAUGCCUGACAGAUAUGGUAAACUAUAAAAGAAAUCGAGACGAUCACAUGUGUCAAAAAGUAUCUGAUUGCUGUAUUAUACAAGUGUUCCUAAUGUAAAUGUGAGAAUUGUGGAAUGUAUAAAAGAGUUUUAUAUAAGAAUAAAAUUUCUUUAUAUAUCUGA